AUUCUGUGAGUCUUAGAUUGAGUCUGUAGGUUUGUCAGUCAGGGAUUAGAGUCUACGUGGUGAGGUUUGGAACCGUUAAUCCGGUUGUGCACUGACACCAUGGUUGAGACCCGUAGUGGGACGAGCACUAUCCCCUACACCCAGGAACAGCAAGAGAAGAUGACCGCCUUAGUGAGAGAAAACAAAGAGAGGAACGAGCUCCAGAAACAGGCGAACCUAAAGGCUAUUGCGGAGGAGCAGGCGGCAAAGAUGAAGAAACUAGAGGAGGAGAUGAAGAGAGUUCAGCAGGAGGAGGACGAGAGGAGAAAGGUGGUCGAAGAGGAAGCAGCAGCAGAAGAAGCAAAAGAGAGGAUGCGUAUUGAGAGUAGAGAGGGGAGCAGUGGCACGAAAAAGGAUGAAGAUUUAGAGAUGGAGAAAAAGAUCAGCGAGUGGGUUGCUAAUUUGUCAUUGGGGGAAGACGAGGAGGCGGAGUCUUAUGUGCCACAGGAUGAGAGAGAUGCGUUAGCCAGGGAUCUAAUGGCAAUGGAGGACCCCAUGGAACGGCGAGAAAGAGAAGAGGAGCAAAAGGUGGCAAAGGUGAAGGACUGUAGGCAAGAAGUGGAGGCCCAGGCAGACGACUCGGCCAAAUGGGAUAAGGUGUUGGGAUACUUGGAGGUGUUGAGCGCGGCUUGGAUGGAGGAGCGCCAAGCCAGUUGGAGUCAAGAGGUAGCCUUGAGUGCCAUGUGGUCGGGGUUUAGGGACUUUGCGCGCGAUAUGGUUACCCACGUUGGGGGAGAAGUUAGGAGGUUGAGAGACAACGUGAGGAAGUUUUGUGAGGGCGCUAUCGAGGGCGUCAAAGCGAUAGCCGCUGUAGAGGGCGAGGCCAGACCCCGCAAGGACCCGGUCAAGCUUAAGCUUCCAGAUGCGUACGGGGGAAAAAAGGAGGAGAACUUUGACAACUGGGAGGCCAAUGUCAAUAGUUACGUGUAUCUACAGCACAUCCUGAUAGAGGAACAAGUCCUCGUGGCCUUCCACGCCCUUAAGGAUGAGGCGGCUAGUUUUGCCAGGUCCCUUGCGCGAGCAGCCGGUUGUGAAAACAACCUGGUUGCCUACUCUCAAGUCAUCCCCCUUCCUCGGUUCUUCAAGCUCCUGAGGGAGCGAUUUGCGGAUCCAACGAGAGGCGUCAGGGCCUCUGACAGGUUACAGACGAUCCACUCGCGACAGUGGAGGAGUGCGGGAGCACUCAAGGGCGUUAUGGACGACUUGGUAGCCGUCCCAGACCAUGGGGUUAUUGAGCCCCAAUUGCACCGCGCGGAGUCCCAGCUAUGGCGCCAGGCAAGUCCACCGCUGCAGCCGAAACGGCACGCCUCAACGCCAUUGCACGCGACGUGGAGCAACGGCGCCGGCAGCACGCUGAAGCAGCUGCCAACCAUAACAAAGCUUGAAAAGAUGCCGCAUCUGUCCUCAUGCAGCAGGAAGCCGCUCAUACCGCCGCACUCCAAUCAUGGAAUGUUGAUCCGGGAGACUACGGAACCAACUGCGGAAGAGCAGACCAAGUCAGCUCUCGCCAACAUGACGCACCAAGUCAUCCUCACUUGUAAUUGGCAACAAGUGGAGCUGGCUCGGCAUGCACAUACCAUUGCUGAGUACGAGGAGACUCUCAAGAGCCUCCAUGCCCGCCUCGACGUGUUGGAGAAGGAUGACGUGCCGAACAGGCACACAGCGUUGUCAAGCAUUGAUCCAUCGAUCCGCGAGCUGGAAGAACGGAUGGAUCACCUAGUAGCGCUCAUCGGAAAUUUGUACAGUUUCCGGCAACCGGCGACCAUGAGCCAGCAAAUAGCCGCCCUACAAGCGGAUCUGUGUCAGCUGCAGCAGCAACCAACCGGGACUUGCAACAGUCUGACGUCUAAACAAUUCAAGAUGCCGAAGUUCAGCAUCGACAGAUUUGAUGACUACCACAAGGCGGACCCCAUAAGUUGGUGGCAAGGGUUCACCAACGAGCUCUCCAUUCACUUGGUCUCGCCAAAGUCGAAGAUAUCAGGGUUUUACCUCUGCAGCACCGGUGCCAGCCAAGUGUGGCUCAACCACCUGGCUCAAACCGAAGGCGUCCAUAUCGCUAAGCUUUACACCAAGAUCACUUGAGAGGCCAUGAUCGAGAAGUGGUGGAAACACUUCAUCGUCGACGACGCUGAAGGCAAAGGCGUGAACCGGAUUUUCAGCAUGCACCAAGGCAGCCAGCCAACACGCGAAUGGCUAACCGAAUGGUGGAAACUCGUGACGAUUCCGAAUCUGGACAUACUGUUCGUACAUCUUCGUCAUGAAUUCUUCCAGCGGUCAGUUGACGCGUUGAGCACGGCCCUUGGGGAGCGCAGCCUGUACACGGACUUUGACCAGAUCGUGGAUAAGGCGCGCGAAGUAAUCCAAACAAAUUGGUGGGCCGCCA
Chara braunii is the source of this 2422-nucleotide messenger RNA. NCBI's taxonomy places the organism in Eukaryota, Viridiplantae, Streptophyta, Charophyceae, Charales, Characeae. The record is from the annotation of a GenBank genome assembly.